Molecule: messenger RNA, 441 nt
Organism: Diaporthe amygdali
Lineage: Eukaryota; Fungi; Ascomycota; Sordariomycetes; Diaporthales; Diaporthaceae
Exons: 3
Coding region: 1-441 (146 amino acids)
Source: RefSeq, a predicted model, not a curated record
AUGGCGACUGUUACAGGAAAAGCGCCGAGGCAGAAGAUCGGGACAUCUGGAGCUGCCACUGGAGCUAAGGCCCGGAUCCGCUCCCUGAUGGGGGGCUUUGCCAAGGGUCUCACACACCCCGUCGCCCAUGCCCCAUCGUCCACCCUGCCAGCUGCCCUUGACGAUGAGACUGGCUGCUCUCUGUGUCACCCGGGGGAAUGGGAGCGGCUCACCAAGGCGACCAACGAGGACGAGCAGGAGGAGGACCAGCGGUUCGAGACGCCUGGACAGACUCGGUCGUCGCCCGGUGCUUUGUUUGACCCCAGAUGCAAGGAUGCGACAUCAGAUCCCCACAUCCACGACGACAAUUCCCGCCCUGAGAUCCGAGAUUGGCAUGGCCAGCCAUGGGCAAAGCACCGGCUUAGACACCUGGAUGGUUACAGAGUCCAGACUUCAGACUGA